AUGGCUGCCGCAACGGAACGGUUUUUGCACCUCGCUCGCCCGCUGGCUCACACCAACGUCGGGCUCCAGACGAACAUUGCCCCGCUCUCUGUCCAGAUCCAACCCCAGGCUGUCCUCUCCAUCCUCGACCAUGCCGUCCGACGCGACAUCCGUGAAAACUCCCAGUCCACGCGGGUCAUUGGCGCCCUGGUAGGCACCCGCUCCGAAGAUGGCACCGAGGUCGAGGUGCGGUCGUGCUUCGCCAUCCCCCACACCGAGGAGGAGGACCAGGUCGAGGUCGACGUCGAGUACCAGAAGAACAUGCUGGCCCUGGUGCUCAAAGCCGCGCCCCGCGAGUCGCUGCUGGGCUGGUACACCACCUCGCACGAGCUCAACAGCUUCAGCGCCCUGAUCCAGAACUUCUUCGCCGCCCCGGACACCGGCACCUUCCCCCACCCCGCCAUCCACCUCACCAUCUCCACAGAGCCCGGCCAGGACAUCGAGACGAGAUGCUAUAUCAGCGCUCCCGUCGCCGUCAACGCCGAGCGAGCUGCCGAGAGCUGCCUCUUCAUCCAGGUCCCCCACAAGAUGCUCUAUGGAGACGCCGACAAGAGCGCCCUCGAGGCCGUCGCCAGCGCCCGCGACGUCGAGUCACGGAACGUUCCCCUGGUAUCAGACAUUGAGAGCCUGGGCCGAUCCAUCGAGCAGACCAUCAGCCUUCUCGACCGCGUCAGCGAAUGGGCUAACGGCGUAUUAGAUGAGGACGAGGAGCCUAACAACGCCCUUGCCCAGUACCUCCUGAGCGCCCUGUCUCUGGCCCCCAAGGUCGAUGCUUCCCAGAUCGAGCACGACUUCAACAACCACAUCCAGGACGUCCUCAUGGUCAGCUACCUGGCCAACACUAUCCGAACCCAGAUCGAUCUCUCCCAGCGACUGGCGGUUGCCAACCUGGUCAGCAAUGAAAAGGAGGAGGGCAAGAAUGACGGCGAGAAGGGUGCCCAGCGCGGAAACAAGCGUGGUGGACGUGGUGGCGGUAGAGGCGGCGGUCAACAACGAGAGCCCCGAGAGCCUCGAGAGCCCACCGAGUAAGGCGAAAAGGGAAGAAAAGAAGGAUAGAGGGACGGUUAUUACAGCAGCUGUAUAACUGUCGUUUGGUUUAUAAUUUUCCCUUUACAUCUCGGCACUUGGGCUCUAUAAAGAAAGGCCCUUAUUGAGAGAGAAGAAGAAAAAAAAAAAGAGGAAAUGAUGUUGAAGGAGGAAAUAGGAAGCAUGCCCGUGGCGUCUCGGGAUGGAUGGGUGGGAGCGAAUUUGGACGUGCAUUGCGACAUUGUCCCAACAAUACACCUACACGCGAACGCAGUAUCAUCUUGGCGUUGUGGUAUGCCAGACAUAAUUUUGGCACUUAAGAUAUUAGAUAUGAAUAUUGAUUCGUCACGC
Messenger RNA from Trichoderma atroviride IMI 206040, 1416 nucleotides. RefSeq lists its product as uncharacterized. Gene Ontology annotation, biological process: translational initiation. NCBI's taxonomy places the organism in Eukaryota, Fungi, Ascomycota, Sordariomycetes, Hypocreales, Hypocreaceae. The record is from RefSeq and is a predicted model, not a curated record. Gene Ontology annotation, molecular function: translation initiation factor activity; metallopeptidase activity; translation initiation factor binding. Gene Ontology annotation, cellular component: eukaryotic translation initiation factor 3 complex, eIF3m.